AUUCUAAUCAACUAUGAUAAUUCGCGAAACUGAUUUGUAUGUAUAUAAUUCUCAUUCGAAUUGAUCUUUUAAUUCGCUCUUUUAUAUUCUUACAUGGUCGAUAAAUCAGUAAAAGAUCAUUCCUAUUUUAUCAAGAGCUAUCGGUAACUUUUAGAGUUAUUCAUUAGACUGUUGGUAGGGUAGAAAUUUCAUACGAAACUUCUAUCGAUAAGAUGGUAAAUAAUAAAAAAUGAAUUGUUACAUUGCAAUGUAAUAAAUUGAAUGAUAAUAAUAAAUUGUUAUUUUCUUCUUUUAUAAGAUAUGUGAUAUUAAUCAAUAACAGUGUUUUGUGUAUAAAAUGUAUGAGUACAUCAAAGAUAUUGAAUAUCCUGUAAUAUGACACAUAAUCAAUAUCAAAAAAUAUACAUUUAAAGGAAGUAAUAGAAGCACGUGGCGAAAGGUUUGAUCGAUCUCAUGAAAAUUGAUUUAUUUAAGUACUUUUGAAAAUAACAAGUACUUAUUCACUGUCCAUAAAAAUUCCAUUGUGCGAUUGCUGUUAUUUUGAAAAGUUUAUGUUUGCGAUGCAAAGGAAUAACAAUCACGUGUAAACGAUGUGCAAUUUAAUUGGAUUAAAAUGCUUUUAGAAAACUACUUGACAAAAAUAUACAUAAAUACAUACAUGGAUAUUAUGUUAGUCGAUUGAUACGCGCGCGCACUUUCACGAAGGGAUAUCGAAAUUGUCGAGCGGCUCAAACACUCGAAAUCCGUGCAGCGGGAUAGUUCAACCUCCAUUCUUUAUCUUCACAAACAUUAAUUAAAAUCAUGGAUAGUUCAUCAAGAAAAGAACGAAAAAUAGAUUACGUAGAUAUUCCAAAGAUUUAUCAAAUAGACGUAAUGGCGGAAGAAAUGUUGGAACGAUAUUUGACUGAACAAAAGGACAUUUGCGAGCGACUCUUCAAAAAUGGUAGUCAAAGUGAGGAUGAAACAGGAAUGAAAAUCGAUAAAGAAAUUUUGCAAUGUCCUCCGACCUUCGAUGGAUUACUGUGUUGGCCACGUACACUUGCUUCUCGAACAGCUAUCCUUCCUUGUCCACCGGGAUUAAUUUUAGGAACGUCUUACGAUUUACUUUUUUCUUCUUCAACACACUCUUUGAAAGAAUCUACGGAUAUGUUGAACAACGAAUCGAAUAUUUUGAAGGAAUGGAUUACUUCGUCCUUUAAUACUUCUGCGAUAGCGAGUAAAUUAUGUCUUGCUAAUGGUCAAUGGUAUAUAAAUGAUCAAAGUGUCGCUUGGAGUAAUUAUACUCUUUGUAUACGCUCGAAUAAUGUAGGUACAGGAUAUUUUUGGAAAUAUGUGAAAUUGGAAAAUACUUCGUUAGUGGGCAAAUGGUUACCGAUAAUUAAAACGGUGUCUCAAAUCGGAUAUGCCUCGUCCUUCGCAACACUGCUCGUUGCUAUGACCGUUUUCACUGUACUCAGAAAACUUAGAAAUCCGAGAAACAGACUUCAUAUGCAUUUAUUCACGUCGUUCAUGAUGAGAGCGUUUAUGGCUCUUCUCAAGGAAUGGGUCUUUGUCGAUGGUAUAGGUUUGGCAUGGGAUAUAGUUUUAGCUAAUGGUGAUGGUGUUUUAAUAAGAGAACGAAACACGUGGGCAUGUAAAAUUAUUACAAGUAUGUGGCAGUACUUUAUCGUAGCCAAUUAUGCUUGGAUACUCAUGGAAGGACUUUAUCUUCACAAUUUAAUAUUCUUGGCACUUUGUACCGAUACUACUGCGAUUACUUCUUACAUACUUUUAGGAUGGGGAUUACCGGGCUUGAUAGUUAUACCAUGGGUAAUAAUUCGUGCAACUGUCGAAGAUACUCUUUGUUGGACCACUCAUCAUAAUCCUUCCUUCUUUCUUAUCGUAAGAAUACCAAUAGUGAUAUCCAUUUUGUUCAAUUUUGGACUAUUCGUUAAUAUCGUUCGAGUGCUUCUCAUAAAAUUGAAGACGUCUGUACAUUUGCAACAUAAAAAAAUGCAGUAUAGAAGAUGGGCAAAAUCGACUCUGAUUUUGGUACCAUUAUUUGGUGCUCAUUAUACCCUUUUUUUGGGACUUUCUUAUCAAAAGGAUAAUUAUAUUGAAUUAGUAUGGCUAUUUUGCGAUCAACUAUUCGCAUCUUUUCAGGGAGCGUUCGUAGCUCUGCUUUAUUGUUUACUAAACGGUGAGGUAAGAGCAGAAGCUAGACGAGCAUGGAAGGCUCGACGUUCGAAAAAGGAUUCUCUUACACCAAUUCAUCGUGAUUUUUUCAAAAUCUCACAGAAUCAAACGCGAUGCGUUUUUCGUCGGCACGAUUGCGAUGAUUUGAAUUUUUCAGAAAGUACAACGAAACAUUUAUCCACUGUUUGAAAGUAAUAUACGUAACAAGUUUUAUUUACAUAUCUAAAUCUAGUUAUUAUGCUAGAUAUGUAGUAGAGAAAUUACACGUAUAUAAAAAUAU
Molecule: messenger RNA, 2455 nt
Organism: Vespa mandarinia (Asian giant hornet)
Lineage: Eukaryota; Metazoa; Arthropoda; Insecta; Hymenoptera; Vespidae
Product: secretin receptor
Biological process (GO): cell surface receptor signaling pathway; adenylate cyclase-modulating G protein-coupled receptor signaling pathway
Cellular component (GO): plasma membrane
Molecular function (GO): peptide hormone binding; G protein-coupled peptide receptor activity
Source: RefSeq, a predicted model, not a curated record